This is a messenger RNA of Cannabis sativa, 735 nucleotides long. RefSeq lists its product as uncharacterized. Bases 1 to 735 code for a protein of 244 amino acids. The transcript is spliced from 4 exons. Gene Ontology annotation, molecular function: nucleic acid binding. Lineage: Eukaryota; Viridiplantae; Streptophyta; Magnoliopsida; Rosales; Cannabaceae. The record is from RefSeq and is a predicted model, not a curated record.
AUGUACCAUGACCUGAAAGCAUUGUGUUGGUGGCCUGGUAUGAAAAAGGAUGUAGUUGAAUUUGUGGCCAAAUGUUUAACAUGUCAACAAGUUAAAGCAGAGCAUCAAAGACCAGCAGGAUUACUACAGCCACUGAAACUCCCUGAAUGGAAGUGGGAAGAGAUUUCCAUGGAUUUUGUGAGUGGGUUACCUAAGACUACAAAGCAGCAUGACGCCAUUUGGGUAGUUGUGGAUAGGCAUACAAAAUCUGCCCAUUUUCUACCAGUACACAUGACUUACACCAUGGACCAAUUUGCUGAACUUUAUGUGAAUGAGAUUGUGAGAUUACAUGGGGCACUGAAAGCUUACAGAGAGCGAUGGGAACUCAAAAUUGAAGUUCAGUACUGCAUAUCAUCCAGAGACAGAUGGUCUCCACUACAUUGGGAUGAGUUGGGAGAGAACAAACUCCUAGGGCCAGAUGCAGUUCAGCACACCAACGAAGCUAUUCAGAAGAUCAGGGCUAGAAUGAUCACAGCUCAGAGCAGACAGAAAUCUUAUGCAGACCUGAAGCGGAGAGACAUUGAGUUCGAAGAAGACUUGUCAUAUAAUGAACGCCCGGUAAAGAUUCUUGAUCAAAAAGAUAGAAUUUUGAGAAAUAAGACAAUUACCUUGGUGAAAGUCCUAUGGAGAAACAGUGUGGUUGAGGAAGCUACUUGGGAGCUAGAGUCUGAUAUGCGAGAACAAUACCCAGAAUAA